CAUUUAAGAAAGACUUUAAAAAGGUCAAAGUCUUCUUCUCCACAUAGACAAUGCACUAAAUUUGUGUGAACACGAAAUACGGUACCUAAACGAUAAAAAUAAAGAGGAUAUACUAGACAGAACCCGAUAACCAAGACAAAUUAGCGAUGACUAUUCUACCUAGAUUUAUUCCCUGUAUUUGAGGUUCAAGAACAUAAAGUUUUGCACUCACCACCUCCACAGAGCAAGAGAGAUACUAAAAUGGCAGAAACUGCUUUGUCCUUGGCUCGUAAGUAUGUGUUUCCAAAACUUUUGGAAGCUGUCAAUAUGAUAAGAGAUCUCCCAAAAGAAGUUGACGACCUUACAGAUGCACUUGAAACCUUUCGGUAUUUCAUCAAUGAGACAGAAGAAGUGGUUGAAGCUGAAGAAGAUAGCAAUAGGCGUGAUAGAAUGAGUACAAGGUUGAUGAAGAUGAGAGAAGCAACCUUCCGCAUGGAAGAUGUCAUCGAUGACUAUGUGAUAUGUGGCGAAAACCAACCUCAAGAAGAUCCUCGAUGUGCAGCUUUACUCUGUGAGGCUGUUGAGUUCAUCAAAACUCAAAUCUCUCGCCUUCAAAUAGCACACAAGAUUCGAGAUGUCAAAUCACUUGCUAGUGCUGCAAAAGAUGGUUUUGAAACCCAUUUUCCUUCAAAAAAAAGUCCAAGCAAUUCUGAAAGAAACCAAAACGGCAAUUGGCAGAAACUGCGAAAGGAUGCUCUUCAUGUUAAGGAAGAUGAGGUUGUGGGGCUUGAUGGUCCAAGAACUAUAUUGACAAAUUGGUUGACAAAGGGACGAAAUGGGCGCACUGUGAUUUUUGUUGUAGGCAUUCCAGGAGUUGGAAAAACCACUCUUGCCAAGCUAGUUUUUGACAAGGUCCGUAACGACUUCGACUGCCAUGCAUCAAUCAGAGUCUCUCAAUCCUACAAUGUAGAAAAACUGUUGAGGGAUAUGAUUCACCAACUUUGCAAGGCAAGUAAGGAAGAUCCUCGACGGAAUGUUUCUGAGAUGGGCCAAGCUUCUUUGAUAGAGGAAGUAAAAGAUCUUUUGCACAAGAAGAGGUAUGUUGUCUUGUUUGAUGACCUAUGGAAUGAAAAUUUUUGGAAUGACAUUGAAUCUGCUCUAAUUGAUGAUAACAAUAAAAGUAGAAUAAUAAUCACAACAAGGCACGAGGAGGUUGCGGUCUUCUGUAAGAAAUCUUCUUUUGUUGAAGUGCAUAAGCUAGAAAAACCUUUGAGUGAAGAUGAAUCUUUCAGAUUGUUCUGUAGGAAGGCAUUUAUGUAUGGUUCUUCUGGAGGCUGUCCAGAAGAACUCAAAGACACAUCUCUUGAAAUUGUUAGGAAGUGUAAAGGUUUACCUCUAGCAAUUGUGGCCAUUGGUGGAGUCUUGGCCCAGAAAGAUGAAAACCCACAUGAAUGGAAACUGGUUAAUCAAAAUCUAAGUUUGGAGGGGAAUUCAGAAUUGAACAUUAUAACAAAAAUAUUAGGCUUAAGUUAUCAUGAUUUACCCAUAAAUCUCAAAUCCUGUUUAUUGUAUUUCGGAAUGUAUCCGGAAGACUGCGAAAUUGAAUCAGAUAGGGUGAUUAGGCAGUGGGUGGCUGAAGGAUUUGUCAGACAUAAAACCGGAAAAACAUUAGAAGAAGUUGCAGAAGAAGAUUUAUUAGGGUUGAUCCGUAGAAAUUUGGUGCAAGUAUCUUCAUCUAGCAUUGAUGGGAAAGUUAAAAGAUGUCGUGUACAUGACUUAAUACAUGACAUGAUCCUCAGAAAAGCGAAGGAUAGUGGGUUUUGUGGGUAUAUUGGUAGAAAUGAUGAAUGUGUGUCAAGUGGGAUUGUUCGACGUCUGAUAAUUAUUGCAAAGGAUGAUUUAAUUGGAAGUGUUGAAAGCUCACUCAUUCAAUCAAUUGCUAUCAAUGAAGGAAGGAGUAGGAAAUUGACUGAGAACUUCGUAUUGGAAUUCCUUGGAGAUUACACGUUAUUAUUGAGUGAGGACUUGGUAUGGAAAAUCCUUGAAAAUUACACGUCAUUGAAGGUACUUGACUUUGAAGGUGCUCCUUUACCUUGUGUUCCUGAAAAUUUGGGGCAUUUAAUCCACUUGAGGUAUCUAAGCUUCAGGGGGACGGGGUUAGAAAUUCUUCCAAAAUCCAUUGGUAAACUCCAGAACUUGGAGACCUUGGAUAUACGGAAGACAGAUGUGCAUUAUAUUCCAAGGGACUUUUACAAACUCAGUAAGUUACGUCAUUUUCUGGCUGACAAAGUAUCUAAAAUUGAAUGGAGGUAUAUUGGAGGCAUGACAUCCCUACAAACGAUACCUCCAGUGUCUAGAUGUUAUCAUGCAGAUGACAUUGGAGAGGUAGCGAAGCUAAAGCAGUUAAGGGUUCUGAGGGUGCUUGUUUCAGAUACAAAUCUCGUGAAGAGUCUGUGUUCUGCAAUAAAUGAGAUGCAACAGUUGGAGGAACUACAUAUUGCAGUAGAUUAUUAUAUCAGCGAAGUGAUUGAUUUGAACAUUACAUCACCUUUGGCUAGACUUAGGAAGCUUUUCCUCGACAUGAAGUUAAAAGGAUUACCAGAUUGGAUUCCCCAACUCCAAAAGCUUGUGAAAUUGAGCUUGUGGCGCACUGGCUUAGCUAAUGAUGAGUUGCAAUCACUAAAAGAUAUGCCUAGCUUGUUGGUCCUCCACUUAUGGUUCGCUUUAGAAGGUGAAACUCUGCAUUUUCAAUGUGGAGGGUUUCAGAAACUAAAAAAACUGCAUCUCAAUUAUUUGAGUAACCUGAAUUCCAUCCUUAUUGAUAGAGGAGCACUGCAUUCUUUGGAACACAUGAGGUUAAAAGGCCUCCUUAAACUCAAAACAGUACCUGAUGGCAUUCAACACUUGGGGAAUCUGAAACUUGUCGAACUCACGUCUAUGCCAACUGAAUUUAAGAAGAAGAUUGUUCCCAUUGCAGAACAACAGCACUGCGUCGUACAAUAUAAGACCAGACCUAGACUAUCCGCUACAUGGAAGAAACAUGGGAAAUAAAAGGAAGAUAUUCAAAAUUGUUAACAACUUACGAACAGAGAGAGAGAGAGAGAGGAGUUGUUGUUUAUCUGAGUUUUGAAGAAUGAGACCCUAUAUAUCAUUCUCAUUACGUGCUAGCACAACGGCUUGGUAAAAUGGCAAGUCAAUUCUUACAAGUUACAUAUGCGUCCUGCCUCCAUUUUUUGGCUUACUUGUAAGUUGUUAUGUUGUAAUGUCUCAUCAUUUAUUAUUUGAUCACCUCUGUAUACAGCUUGAACUGUAGAAUAUUCUCCGGCACCAUGCAAUAUUUCAGGUUUUUUUGUUGACAUUUGGCAUGUGCGCGGUAGCAAGUUAAUGAUUGCGCACAAAAUGUAUGCUAUGCACAUUGCGUUUUGGAUAAAUAAAGGAAAUGGAUUUUUCUAA
This is a messenger RNA of Vigna unguiculata (cowpea), 3432 nucleotides long. RefSeq names its product disease resistance protein RPM1-like. The record is from RefSeq and is a predicted model, not a curated record. Gene Ontology annotation, biological process: defense response to other organism. Gene Ontology annotation, molecular function: ADP binding. NCBI's taxonomy places the organism in Eukaryota, Viridiplantae, Streptophyta, Magnoliopsida, Fabales, Fabaceae.